CAAUUUCAUGUGACAGAUUCGAGGGUCUAUUCUACAUAUGUACCCAGAAAAAUAUAUGAGUAUUCACAACAGAAGAGUUAAGACUGAAUUAGAAAAAAUGGGACAAGAUGAUGAUAGGAUAUCAUUUGACUAUGAUGUCCAGCAUACAAUUGACGGGCAGUAUACUGAAGAUAUAAAGAUCGAAGACGUAAAGACUGAAGAUAUAGAUAUUGUUGACCAGUACAUUGAUGAGAAUGGAAUAAGAUCGUCUAUUGGAUAUGAAACAGAAAUGAAGAGAGAUUAUAGUUUCAAUGACAGAAUUACUUUUGAAAUUGAGCCAUUGAGUAGUAAACAUGACUCAUCUAAUAAAUAUAAAACUAGGAAUCAUAUGGAUGCUGCUCCUUCGAAUAAACAUGAACAAGAAUGUCUAGUAUGUGAGUAUACAACAAAUGACAAGACAAAUCAAAAACGGCAUUUUGAUGCUGUUCAUUUGAAUAAGCGAGAACAUAAUUGUAAGUUUUGUGAGUAUUCUGCUAAACAUAAGCAGGGACUUGAAAACCAUAUAAAGGCUGUUCAUUUGGAUAAACGAGAACAUAAAUGUCACCUGCGCAACUAUGCUUCAGCUUAUAAACAGAAUAUCAAAAAGCAUAUAGUUGCAGUUCAUUCGAAUAAACGAGAACAUAAAUGUGUGUUUUGUGAGUAUGCUGCUAACGAAAAGAAACAACUUGAAAACCAUAUAAAGGCUGUUCAUUUGGAUAAACGAGAACAUAAAUGUCACCUGUGCAACUAUGCUUCAGCUUAUAAACAGAACAUCAAAAAGCAUAUAGGUGCAGUUCAUUUGAAUGAACAAGAACAUAAAUGUGGGUUUUGUGAGUAUGUAGCUAAUCAGAAGGGAAACCUUGAAAAUCAUAUAAAGGCUGUUCAUUUGGAUAAACGAGAACAUAGAUGUCACCUGUGCAAUUAUGCUUCAGCUUAUAAACAUAGCAUCAAAAAGCAUAUAGUUGCAGUUCAUUCGAAUAAACGAGAACAUAAAUGUGUGUUUUGUGAGUAUGCUGCUAACGAAAAGAAACAACUUGAAAACCAUAUAAAGGCUGUUCAUUUGGAUAAACGAGAACAUAAAUGUCACCUGUGCAACUAUGCUUCAGCUUAUAAACAUAGCAUCAAAAAGCAUAUAGUUGCAGUUCAUUCGAAUAAACGAGAACAUAAAUGUGUGUUUUGUGAGUAUGCUGCUAACGAAAAGAAACAACUUGAAAACCAUAUAAAGGCUGUUCAUUUGGAUAAACGAGAACAUAAAUGUCACCUGUGCAACUAUGCUUCAGCUUAUAAACAGAACAUCAAAAAGCAUAUAGGUGCAGUUCAUUUGAAUGAACAAGAACAUAAAUGUGGGUUUUGUGAGUAUGUAGCUAAUCAGAAGGGAAACCUUGAAAAUCAUAUAAAGGCUGUUCAUUUGGAUAAACCAGAACAUAGAUGUCACCUGUGCAAUUAUGCUUCAGCUUAUAGACGGAACAUCCAAAGGCAUAUAGAAGUAGUUCAUCUGAACAAACGAGAAUAUAAAUGUGGAUUUUGUGAGUAUGUAGCUCAGCAGAAAGGACAACUUGAAAAUCAUAUGAAGGCUGUUCAUUUGGAAAAACGAGAACAUAAAUGUCACCUGUGCAACUAUGCUACAGCUUAUAAAGGGAACAUCAAAAAUCAUAUAGUUGCAGUUCAUUCGAAUAAACGAGAACAUAAAUGUGUGUUUUGUGAGUACGCUGCUAACGAAAAGAAACAUCUUGAAAACCAUAUAAAGGCUGUUCAUUUGGAUAAACGAGAACAUAAAUGUCACCUGUGCAACUAUGCUUCAGCUUAUAAACAGAGCAUCAAAAGGCAUAUAGAUGAAGUUCAUUUGAAGUAUAAACGAAAAGGGAGGAGUCGAUAAAGAUAUGAAUGCUAUUCGCUUCAAUAAACGCGAAUUUGUUAACAUUUUUAACUACUCAUGUUCAUUCAUAAUCAUUCAUAAUCAUACUCAUACUCGCAUACGAGUAUGAUUCAGUUAUAAAAGAAACCUAAAAAAAGCAUAUAAAUACUACUCAUUUGAAUGAAAAAAACUAAAAUAUCACCUAUACAAGUUCACUGUGUUUGGAAACAAAAUUGUCAUGGGAAAAUGAGUAACUACCUCUAGUGCCUGAUGAUGUUAUGACGAUUCAGAAUUGAAUAAUUUAAUCGUGAGGACAAAUGUAACUGAGGUACCUCUCAACAAUCAGAUUGUGAAUAUCAACGCUUGCAUAACAGAAUUAAUCAAUAUUCAUUUUAUCGAAUUAAUUAGUAAAAUUCUCAAAGAACCUAUUUUAAAUAUUGUUUUUUUUUUAAUUAAUUUCUGAACAACAAUUUCUUCAUAAUUAAUUCAUAAGCAGUAAUAUUCCUAAAUAAAGCUAUUUCAAAUAUUGAUUUUCAUUUUAAUUAUUUUAUGAACAACAAUUUCUUCAAAAUUAAUCUUAAGCAGUAAUCCAUAAGAAGUAAUAUCAUUGA
This is a messenger RNA of Harmonia axyridis, 2484 nucleotides long. RefSeq names its product zinc finger Y-chromosomal protein-like. NCBI's taxonomy places the organism in Eukaryota, Metazoa, Arthropoda, Insecta, Coleoptera, Coccinellidae. The coding region runs from base 38 to 1894 and encodes 618 amino acids. Gene Ontology annotation, biological process: regulation of transcription by RNA polymerase II. Gene Ontology annotation, molecular function: RNA polymerase II transcription regulatory region sequence-specific DNA binding; DNA-binding transcription factor activity, RNA polymerase II-specific. The transcript has 2 exons. The record is from RefSeq and is a predicted model, not a curated record.